Molecule: messenger RNA, 3595 nt
Organism: Manihot esculenta (cassava)
Lineage: Eukaryota; Viridiplantae; Streptophyta; Magnoliopsida; Malpighiales; Euphorbiaceae
Product: mitotic spindle checkpoint protein MAD1
Exons: 16
Coding region: 107-2275 (722 amino acids)
Biological process (GO): attachment of mitotic spindle microtubules to kinetochore; mitotic spindle assembly checkpoint signaling
Cellular component (GO): kinetochore; nuclear envelope; mitotic spindle
Source: RefSeq, a predicted model, not a curated record
CCAUUCCAUUUUGCUAAGCAUCCAGCGAUUGUGUUGUUACAAGUGGAACCUUUGAAACCCUAGAAAAUUUUGAGAGAUACAGAGUGCUAGAGGGAGCUAGAAGAGGAUGAUUCUCAGAACUCCACCGCCAAAGAGACCUAGAGACGAUGCCAAAGCCAUCGAGAGCCCGCCUAUCGGUUCCGAUCGUCGGCUUGUUAUUUACGAAGACCCUGUCGUUCAAUUGCCGGAGUCCUCUCACGAGCCUCAACCGUCCGAUCACAUGCUCUGCACCUACCAAUGCCGCCAAAUGGUUAAAUCAGAUUUUCUGGAUGCCUUGAGCAAUGCAGAGAAGCAAGUUUGUGAUUAUCAAUCUAAAUUGGAGAAUUUAAAUGAGAACUUCUGCAAAGUUGAAGCGGAUAGGAACAAAUUUCGAGAUCAAUUCUUAUAUGCUGAACAGGAACUUGCUGCUGCCAAAGGACGUGAACAGGCCUUGCAACAGCAAUUUCUGAAGGAGAUCAAUGAUUCCCAGGAGAGGUUGAAGAAACAAUUAGAAUCAUGCAGCAAACUUGAGAUAAAACUGGAAAAUGAGAAGAACCUUCGGAUAAAAGCUGAAUCCUCAGCAACUUCUGCCGAAGAGAAAGCAAGUCUUUUGGAGGCAAAGCUUUCCCAACUUUCUGAAAGCAUAGACAGGGAGAAAAAGCGCCUCAAUAAUGAGCUUGCACAGCUGCAAAGAGAUUCAAAACUUUCUGUUUCCAGGAUAACUGCAGAUCUUGAAAGAAUGGAAUGCAGAGCUAAAAAUGCUGAGAAGGAAUCAGAGCUACUCAAGGAGCAGCUGGGAAAUCUAAAAUUGCAACUAAAUGAGUGCUUGCACCAGAAGAGUGAACUGGAGAAGAAACUAUCAAAUUUAACAAUUCCAGGAGGUGCGUCUACAGAGAGCAAUAUUUUAGUUAAACAUCUCCAAGACGAGCUCAGGAACUAUGAGUCUGAAGUGAGAGAAGCAAGAAAAUUGAAAGCAUCUUAUGAAAACACUGAGUUAUUAAAGGAGAAAUUAUUGGAAGAAAAAAGCCGCAAAGAGAGGGCAGAGUCAGAGUUAUCCAAGUUACGAGAAUUUGAGCUAAAUACGAGGAAGUUGGAAGAUGAGUUGUCUUCUUGGAAGUCAAUGCUAAAAAAGAUCCCUGAUGUGUCUUGCUGUGACGAUAUACCUCUCAAGUUUUCAGCAUUACAAAAAGAGGUGAUUGAUAACAUGAUGAAGGUGGGUGAGGCAAAUGCACGGUUGAAACAAAUAGAGGUGGCUCUGGAUGCUGCCCAACUUGGCAAACAAAAUGCUGAAGCUGAGGCUGCAUUGGCUAAAGAGAAGGCAGAAAGCUUGAAAUUGGAGGUCAAUCGGAUUCAAUUGAUGCUUUCUGCUGUUACUGAAGAGAGAGAUAGGUUGAAAAAUAUUGCCGAUGAAUUGAGAAGGUCAAAGAAUGAACAAGCAGGGGAUGGAGUAUCUUCUGGAACUCAUCUUCAGGAGCUUGAAUCUUCCCUUAUGAAGAAGGAUUGUUUAAUUAAAGAAUUGGAGAGUAAUUUAAAUGAACAAAAAGAAGUUAAUCAUCGACAACUUGCUGAAAUAAAUUUGCUCAAUGACAGGCUGAAUAAUGAAGCCAGGAGAAUCAAAUCGCUAGAAAGGGAGAGUGACCGGCUUCGUUCAGAGAUAUCUCUAUUGGAGUCCAAGCUAGGUCAUGGUGACUAUUCUGCUGCAAAUACGAAAGUACUGAGAAUGGUAAAUACACUUGCAGUUGAUAACGAUGCCAAACAAACUAUAGAGGCUUUGCAUACGGAGUUGCAGAAGACAAAGGAGAAGUUACAAGCUGUUGAAGAAUUAAAGAGUCAGUCAGGUGAUGCUGGAAAGCUGGUGGACUCCUAUAUAUCUGGGAAGGUAACACAGUUAAAAGAACAAAUUGCAACACUUGAAAAACGUGAAGAAAGAUACAGGACUGUUUUUGCUGAGAGAAUUUCGGUGUUUAGGAGGGCAUGUUGCGAGUUGUUUGGUUAUAAGAUUGUAAUGGAUGAACACCAGCGGUCAAAUGGAAUUCCGGUCACUCGUUUUACACUUCAGUCUAUCUAUGCCCAAAGUGAUGAUGAGAAGCUUGAAUUUGAAUACGAAUCAGGAAAUACAAACAUUUUGGCAAAUGCUUACACCUCUCAGUCAGAGAUAUCUCGUCAGGUUGACAUUUUUAUUCACAAGAUGAAUUCUAUCCCAGCUUUCACCGCCAACUUGACGGUGGAGUCUUUCAACAGAAGAACUCUCUCUUAAUACAAAUCAAAAUGUCCAUAUUACUCAGGAUGCUUCUGAUUUCUCGUACGUUGCAAAAAUUUGUGUGUUUUGUACCUUAAUGAUUCUAUUUCCAAUUGAUUAUGCCAUUAACUUAGCAUCAACUUUUCAAUCAUACAGCUAUGAAAGAGAGGUUUGUUGCUCUUGUGUUAUUUUCAUGUGAAAUGAACUGCCGGUUUUUGGCACUUCAAGAUUAGAUGGUGAUUCUCUGUUCCACAUGCCCUUGGAUGUAGUUGCUGUUGAUAUGCCACCUAUUCAGUGCCUAAUAAUUCUCUCUGGCACUCCUUUUGACUGGAGUCUAGUUCAAAUAAUUCACCUUUUGAUGACCUUACAACCUUUCGAGUCCUCAUCAGUCAUCAGAAUUUGAGCUUAGUUGUGUCGAAUUAUGCUUGUACCUUUUGUAAUGUACAAAGGUGAAGAAAAAGUGAGAAGUGGGGAAAAGUGGAGAAAUUGAGGUGCAUUACUGUUAACAACCCAAACUUUACGGUAUCGAACCAUUUCUUUUGGUCAUCCCAUGUCUUUAAUCUCAAUUGUGGAUUUAACAUCUCAUAAACGGCUAUGCUAAUUAGUACAAAACCACCACCACUACCACUACCUCCACUAUAAUUCUUCACUUGUAUCACUUGACUACAUCCAUCUUUAUUGGCUGGGGAUGAUUUCUGUUCUGAAGCAUGUAUAUGAGAAAUUGAAUGCUUAGCUGUGCAUAUUUGGCAUAUUUCCCAUCUCUUAACUCUUUUGAUCUAGCUCAGUGUUGGUCAAUAAAAUUAGAGCACUUGCCUUAUCCUUGAUGUAUUCUGUUUUUAGUGUGUUUGGCUAAUAAAUUGAAAUGCAUUGAUUUUGUUGUUAUUUGUAACUCCAUUUGUGAAGUAUUGGGUAUUAACUCCCAAAUUGUUCACUUUGAAGUUGCAUUUUCUGGGUGGCAUUUUCAUCCAAGUCUCCUAAUUUCAAAUCCUUUGUAUUAGUUAAAUGUAACAUCAGAGAACUUUUCAGCCAUAGCAUUAUCAUCUGCUUUUGACAAAGAAAACGAGAUAUGCUCUAGAGGCAUCCACGCCCACAAAGAACAGUUAACAAGAAAGGAGAACUGGCUGAUGGGAAAGAAUAGGAAGGCUUCAAAAGGUGGGUAAAAAAGCAUAUUAUAGUGCCGGUUUCUUCGCAGUGGUGAUGGAUUUUUAAGCUCUCUACAAAGAUUUAGUCCCUAAUUUUUUGACUAAAUUGAAAGCUCUCAACUUUCAGUGGCUAGUAGCUAAUGAAGGACGUGCUUCUGCUGACUUACUUUAAUGAUUAUGGUCAGUGUUAAUUUGA